Paramuricea clavata is the source of this 277-nucleotide messenger RNA. Lineage: Eukaryota; Metazoa; Cnidaria; Anthozoa; Malacalcyonacea; Plexauridae. The record is from the annotation of a GenBank genome assembly.
UUUUUCAAACUUGGUCGAUGAAGCGUCACAAGAUUCUAUCCAACAUAGUCUAUAUGACAAACGGUCUGAGAAAGUGUGUGAAAGUCGACAUUCACCUGGCGUAAACGUCCAGCAUUGCAACACUGGUGAAAAAUCUCAAUGUCAAAUAGAAAGAAAUCAAAGGACAAGUGACGAAGGGGAGACCAGUAAACCACAAAGCCCGCAGAGAACGAAAAUGCAAUUGGUCUGGAAAAAGAAAAAGAUGUCGAUGAAGCGUCACAAGAUUCUAGUCUACUAA